AGCUUAGUUGGCACUGAUCCCUCCUUUCCAUAUAGACGUAGCUUUCAUUAUGCAGAAAAUACUCUGUAAUGUAUCGUAAAUAGAGCGCUUUAUUACAGAGGACAGUGGAUGCAUAUUUAGCCAUGCGAUGAGGCCAGUGCACUUUGCAAGACUUGUGCUGCAAAGAUCCUCCGCAUAUCCCACGACCUGUUGCUGACAAGCCGGGAGAAGGAGAGGGGAGAGCCGCUUGAGAAGGGUAGUGCCUUGGACACAGGAGCCCGUGGUUUUGUCGCUGGGGAAAUCAUGCAGUUUGCAAUCUGGCUGCUUGGACUAAUGUGUCACCUGUCAGCACUUGUCCGAAACUCCUUGGAAUAUCGAUUGCAUCCGAAACAAGAAAGUUUCAUCAAACGGUUGUCAUCAUAUGAAAUUAUCACCCCGCUGCGGAUAAAUGAUUUAGGAGAAUCAUACCCCCACAAGUUGCACUACAAAAGGAAACGGAGAAGUGUAAAUGCUGAUUCCUCGACUGGUUUACGUGCUCACUACAGAAUUGACGCAUUCGGAAAACGCUUUCAUCUCAAUUUAACCGCCGACUCCAGUUUUAUUGCCCCCACCUACACUGUGACACAUUUGGGAGAGAAACACAGAAACGCAACAGAGUCCAACCAACAAGACCUCAGCGAUAUGCGGCACUGCUUUUUCCGCGGACACGUCAACGCUGCGAUUGAGUCCACCGCUGUCUUCAGUCUAUGCACUGGCCUUAUUGGGACUUUUACCACCCAACAUGGGGAAUACUUCUUAGAGCCCCUGAUGAAGGCAGAGGAGGAGGAAGAGUUUGACGAAGAGCACAACAAACCUCACCUCGUCUACAGACAGGACAGGAAGAGGAAGGAGAGCCCUGCCAGUGAACUCAAACAACCCUGCUCAGCCUCAGGGGAAGGAUCGUCAAGGCCAAUCGUUAAUCUUCAGGGCAACAGGAGUUUGGGAGAAGAGUUGGAUUGGCUGAGAAAUAGAAUAGACUCCCACCCCCUUGCCAUCGCCAACUCCUCAGACGCCCAUCUCAGAUCUCCGUCCAGGAAGAAGAGGUUCCUGUCCUAUCCCCGCUACGUGGAACUGAUGCUGACCGCUGACGUCAAGAUGGUGCACCACCACGGACGCAAUCUCGAACACUACAUUCUAACAAUCAUGUCAGUAGUUGCUGCAGUCUACAGGGACCCUAGUGUGGGGAACCUCAUCAACAUCAUGAUUGUCAAACUGAUUGUCAUCCACAAUGAACAGGACGGACCCGCAAUCAGCUUCAACGCUGCCACUACCCUCCACAACUUCUGCGUGUGGCAGCAGACCCAGAACGUCCAGGACGACCGCCACCCUUCCCACCAUGACACCGCCCUCCUCAUCACCAGGGAAGACAUCUGCCGAGCCAAAGACAAGUGUGACACGCUGGGGCUGGCCGAGCUGGGGACCAUGUGUGACCCGUUUAGGAGCUGCUCCAUCAGUGAAGAGAACGGACUCAGCGCCUCCUUCACCAUUGCCCACGAGCUGGGCCAUGUCUUCAACAUGCCCCACGAUGACAACCCCAAAUGCAGGGAGGCGGGAAUGAAGCACCAACACCAUGUCAUGGCGCCCACCCUCAACUAUGACACCAGUCCCUGGUCCUGGUCCAAGUGCAGCCGUAAAUACAUCACCGAGUUUCUGGACACUGGGUACGGAGAGUGCUUAUUGGACGAGCCAGUGAGCAGGACAUACGAGCUGCCCAGCCACCUCCCCGGGCAGAUCUACAACGCCAACCGACAGUGUGAACUCAUGUUUGGCUCCGGAUCCAUGGUGUGCCCCUACAUGAAACAGUGUAAGAGGCUUUGGUGUACGAGUGCCGAGGGGGACCAUAAGGGAUGCCGGACGCAGCACAUGCCUCUGGCUGAUGGGACAGACUGUGGGCAUGGAAUGCACUGCAGGCAUGGGAAGUGUGUGAACAAGGAGCUGGACCUGCGGCUGGUCCAUGGAGAGUGGGGCCCCUGGGGGCCCUACAGUGUCUGCUCCAGGACCUGUGGAGGAGGCACCAGGAGUACCUCCAGAGACUGCAACAACCCUGAGCCCAGGAACGGAGGGAGGUUUUGUGUGGGUCGAAGGAUGAAGUUCCGGUCGUGCAACACUGAUCCUUGUCCCCGCGGGCGUAGAGACUUCCGCGAGGAGCAGUGCUCUCAGUAUGACGGCAAGCACUUCAACAUCAACGGGUUGCCCCCCACUGUCCGCUGGCUGCCCAAAUACAGUGGGAUUUUAAUGAAGGAUCGGUGCAAGCUUUUCUGCAGGGUUGCCGGGACCAUGGCCUACUAUCAGCUGAAGGACCGCGUCGUCGACGGCACGGCUUGUGGCCCGGACACCUACGACAUCUGUGUUCAAGGACUCUGCCGGCAAGCAGGCUGUGAUCAUGUGUUGAACUCCAAAGCAAGGAAUGACAAGUGUGGAGUGUGUGGAGGAGACAAUUCCUCCUGCAAAACGCUUGCCGGGACCUUUAAUGACGCUGAGUAUGGUUACAACACUGUAGUUCGGAUCCCUGCAGGAGCCACCAACAUCGAUAUCAAACAGGUCAGCUACUCUGGGAAGCCGGAGGAUGACAACUACCUCGCUUUAUCUGACAGCCAGUCCAACUUCCUCCUGAAUGGGAACUUUGUAGUGGCUAUGUUCAAAAGGGAAAUCACCUUUAAGGGAACCGUCAUUGAGUACAGUGGCUCAGAUACCAAAGAGGAGCGAAUUAACUGCACAGAACGGAUUGAGGAAGAACUCGUCCUGCAGGUCCUGUGUGUGGGGAACCUGUACAAUCCAGACGUGCGUUACUCCUUCAAUAUCCCAAUCGAAGAACACCUGGAAAAUUUUGUCUGGAACCCCUCAGGUUCCUGGUUGGAGUGCAACCGCAUGUGUCAGGGUGAGAGACGGCGCAAGGCGGUGUGCGUGAGGAAGAGUGACCAACUCGGGGUGUCGGACCAACGCUGUGAGCAUCUACCUCGUCCCAACACCGGCACUGAAACAUGUAACGCUGACUGUGAACUCAGGUGGCACGUAGCAGGUAAGAGCGAGUGUUCUGCCAAGUGUGGCCCUGGGCACCGAACCCUAGAUGUCCAGUGUAUGAGGUACAGCACAUCCAAGAGGCAGAGCGAGAGGAUGGAGAGCCGGGCCUGCUCCGAACUCCCCAAACCCCAGGCCAGAGAAGCCUGCCACGGGGACUGUCUCCUAAAGAACUGGCAGUACAGCGCUUGGUCACAGUGUUCAAAGACGUGCGGUCGAGGCUCUCGUACCCGGGACUCCUACUGUAUGAACAACCUGGGCCGGAGGCUGCAGGACAGGGAGUGUAGCGACUCCCCCCGGCUGGUGGCAGAGAGCUGCAACGACCAGGCCUGCCCCGACUGGUCGGUCAGCGAGUGGAGCGAGUGCUUGGCGACGUGCGGGAAGGGGAUGAGGCACCGGCAGGUGUCCUGCAGCACGGGGGUUGGAGAGGAGAAGCUGAGCGAGCACUUCUGUGACCCCAGCGCCAAGCCUUCCGCCGUGGGGAGCUGCGAGCUUCCAGAGUGCGCUUCCUGGCAGGUCGGAGCCUGGGGACCGUGUGCGGUAACGUGCGGCCGUGGGUACCAGAUGCGGUCUCUGAGGUGCGUGUCGGGGGCGUAUGGAGACACGGUGGACGACAGGGAGUGUAACGCGGCGUCCCGUCCCAGGGACAGCCAGGACUGUGAAAUGGCCCCCUGUCCCUGGGCCUCUCCUCAACACAGCACUGUCCGUCCCGACAGCGCCGGUCAGCACCUGACCCAGUGGAGAUACGGUUCCUGGACAACGUGCUCUGUGUCUUGUGGGAAGGGGAAGCGUGCCCGCUACGUCAGCUGUCGUGAUGCUCAGGGGGGUGUGGCAGACGAGUCCUACUGUGCUCACCUGCCCCGGCCCCCAGAAUCCUCCUCCUGCUUCAACCCCUGCGGCCAGUGGCGUUCCUGGGAAUGGUCUCCUUGUUCAGUGACGUGUGGUGUGGGCCGGGCAAACAGGCAGGUGGUAUGCAGUACCUACCACCACCAGGUAGACGAGUCCUUCUGCGACCAGGACGAGAGGCCCAGCACAGAGCAAGAGUGUACAGCAAGCCCCUGCCAGUGGCCCAAUGACAUUGACAUCUCGAAUGUCCCCUUGGCAGAUUAUCAGUGGAGGACAGGACCCUGGGGAGCAUGUUCCAGUACGUGUUCCGGAGGCUUCCAGAGGAGAGUUGUGGUGUGUCAGGACGCCGAGGGUCGCAGCACCAAUCACUGUGACGAGAGGGUCAAACCUGACGAGUCUAAGAGCUGCAACUCGGGCCCCUGCCCUCUGUGGAACUACGGUAUCUGGGGAGAGUGCACCCAGACGUGUGGCGGAGGCAGGAGGACACGCCAGGUGGUGUGCCAACGGCCCAACGGACAGAGACUCAAUGACCACAACUGUGACAUCCUGGACAAGCCUCCCGACAUGGAACAGUGCAACCUGCACCUGUGUCCAGGGAGUGCAUCCUGGCACCGCCGACCAUGGAAGCCGUGUUCUGUGACUUGUGGCCGCGGCACCAAACAGCGGGAAAUAGCCUGUGUUUACCAGAACCAAACCCAGAUAGAGGAACAGCACUGCAGUCACCUGUCACAACCCCGUACGCAGAAAGCCUGCCGAGCCCAGGGAUGCCCCAGCUGGAAGGUCAACAGGUGGAGCAAAUGCUCUGUCACCUGUGGCGUCGGGGUCCAGAAGAGGGAUGUGUACUGCAGACUGAAGGCCACAGGGCGGGUGAGAGAGGAGUUCUGCGCUGCUCACAGCCGCCCGGCCGCCACCCAGCCAUGCCAGACUACAGAGUGUCUCCAUUACACCUGGGCAGCCACCGAGUGGCAAGACUGCAACGCCACCUGUGGAAAUGGGAUGAGGACCAGGAAGGUUCUGUGUAUGGGGGCGGGGCUGACACCUGCCCAGGAAGCCGCCUGCGACCCCUCGUCUCGGCCUGCCCUCCACCAGCCCUGCAGCGGAGCACCUUGCCAUUAUAUGUGGAUGACGGGGGAGUGGUCACAGUGCUCAGCCAGCUGUGGAGUUGGCUACCAGCAGCGCAUGGUGUCCUGCUCCGUGACGCCCUCCUCCCAGAACAUGCACUCCUACAACGGCCAGUCCCGCCCACACUGUCCGGAGCCCCACCCUUCUGGCACCAGACAGUGCUUCCUUAGGGAUUGCCCACAGGUUGCCUACUGGAAAAUGGGCCCAUGGAGCAAGUGCUCGCAGACAUGUGGGGCGGGGGUAAUGGAGCGCCGGGUCGAGUGUCUAACCUCUAAAGGCCAACCUUCCAAACACUGCAGUCCAGCCGAGAGGCCCGAGUCACGAGCCUCCUGCCAAGAGAGAGAGUGUCAGUUAUUGACGUCCUGCAGAGAUGUCCAGAUGAAACAGGGGCUGAGAUUGGAUGGGGAGUACUACCUGAAGGUCAAGUCCCGGAUACUACAGAUCUACUGUGCUGAGAUGCAGACCGAGUUCCCCAAAGAGUACGUUACGCUGCGAAGCGGUCACUCAGACAACUACUCAGAGGUCUAUGGAUACAGGUUGCUGAAUCCCUUCGAGUGCCCCUUCAAUGGCAGCAGAAAGCAGGACUGUGACUGCAGGAACGAUUACUCCACAGCUGGAUACACUCUCUUCCACAAGAUCCGUGUGGAUAUCAGGUCACUGAGGAUAAUGACCACAGACCUGCAGUUUUCUCAGACGCUCCUUGGUCGCCCCAUCCCCUUCGCCACAGCUGGCGACUGCUACAGUGCUGCCAAGUGUCCUCAGGGCCAGUUUAGCAUCAACCUCACUGGGACUGGUCUUAAAGUGGCUGAAGCAACCAAGUGGACCUCACAAGGCAAUUAUGUAUCUGUCAAAGUCCACAGGUCAGAGGAUGGGGCAAGAAUCUACGGUCGCUGUGGUGGCUUCUGUGGGAAGUGCAUUCCUCAGCCUCACAAUGGGCUGCUGGUCCAGGUCCAGUGACCAGAGGGUCAGUGACCAAACUCCAACCCUCUCAACAUCAAACCAGGAAGUGGAACAGAUGACUCUGAGGAUCUCUGAGGAUCCAAUGCACUACUUCUCUUAAUGUGUCCGUCCACUCCUCCAUACAUUAUGCCUCGCUCCCCACCUGGCAGCUACAGCAUAGGGAGCUCAGAGGCUACUAGCUAUACAGGAAGCUUCAGCAGAACCAAGACUCUGCUAACAAUACAGGGUUCUUCAGCAGAACCAAGCCACUACUAGCUGUACAGUGUGCCUCAGCAGAACCCAACACUGAAGAUGAGCCAAUUCUCUAAUGUCCGUCCUAAAUAGUGUUUAUGGAACGAUACAUUUACCGACACUCACAAAUUUCAGCAUUGUACAGUUUAAUGUAAACUGUACACUGCUGGGUUGGGGGCUGGAAAUUGUAACAUUGGGUUAACCACUGCACUGUAUAGGUCUAGUGAAGGCUCUUAUCACGGUUUCAAGUGAGAGCUUUCUAAUCUGAUUAAGGUAACAUUUUCAUAUGGAAUUCUGAAAGGAAACAUUAUAUAGUAUUUUUAGUGUAUUUACAUAUUCUAUUGUAAAUGAGGCAUUUUUUGUUUUAAGAUCUUGCUAAAUAUUUCAAUAGUAUUAACAUAUUCCCAUAGUUACCCAGCCUAGUUCUGAACUCAAAAUCAAGCUCUAAUGUAAAUCUCCAUGGGAAUACAUUUUUUGUCCUGGACUAGGCUUGUGAACGGGAAACCACACCAUAAUGUCACAUCACAUGGGUUAUCGUGAUUCCUGCAAUAGUUAACCAAUGAAUCAUAUUUUUAAGUAUUACCCCAAAAUUGUUGAAGCUUAAAUGAACUAGGAAGGACAAAACUGCUGAUCAGAAGAUAUGUUAUUUUCUUUAGUUCAUUUUGUUUUUGUGUGGGGGUGGGCUGUAAUCAUUGUUUGCAAGGGUUUGUGUACUACUGUUGAUGUGCAUUCUUCUACUAAUGGUCACCCAGACUUGCCUUAUCUUAAAGGUCAAAGAUCAUAUGUGAGGAGUCCUGAGCCUUCUGAACACUGCAUCCUGGAAUAGUUGUCAUUGUUCUGUUUUGGAAAACUAUUGAAAACGUAAGAGUCCAAUGACUGACUGACUGACAACAUUUUCUCUAGCAGGUUGCUCCUGAAAUUCACUAACUGGCAGUGUGAUCGGGAACAAAAUUGUUGUUUGUUCAUGGAAAAGGUUGUUGAAUUAUUCAAAUUUUUUACCAUGGUGUUGAAUGUUCUCUGAAUGAUGUAAGAGGUGGAACAUCCAGGUCAACAUCUCUGCAGUCAGAACCUAAUUUGGCUCAUUUCACAUAGAAUGUUGUUUUCUAGAUCUUGUCUCUUUUUGGGUCCUAUACAUGCUUGUGACCCUACCUCUCACAAGCAUCCAUAAACAUGAGAUGUACUUCAUUAUAUUGUAAAAUAUUUAUUUAUAUUAAGUAUCUGUAAUGAAAUGUAGAUACUAUAUUCGAUGUUCAUCCAGUGCUUCUAUGACUACAAGCCGCCAAGUAGCCAUUGUUGGGUUUUCUGUUGUUGCUGAAAAGGUAUUACAGUUUGUAGUGUGUGUGUGUGUGGGUGUGUGUGUGUGUAACCACUAACCUAAAGGAGGAUCUUUGAUGGUGCUUUUAUAACUACUGAAUUUACCUCUAAUAUUGAUAAAGAAUAUAUUACUGACGUUGGAAAUGACAUAAGCUGUGGCAGAGCCUCAAAAACCACUGAGAUGCCUUGUGUACAGUGAAAUGUACUACUACAGCAUAACACUCAAAAUGCUUCGCAGAACAUGUGAUUAUCCUUUUCAAUGUAGCUGAAGACCAAGCUGGAACAUUGCCAAAUAUGCCAAACUUCAUGAGAAAACCUGCUUGAGAAAACCUGCAUGAAGAGCCCUAUCAUCAUUUAGGGUGAAUGGAAUGAACAGUGACCACUUUAACUGGGCAGAUUUGGCAAACCUUUCCAGCUGGUUCUCCAUUAUUAAGCUUUAACCAAAGUUUCAUAGAUGCAGAUUUUAACUUUUGUCAGACAUUGCAGCUUUUGGUUUAAGGAAUGGUAGAAACCCCCUUAAAAAGGUUAUUGAGCAGCUAGAAAACCUUUGGCUAUCAUUCUUGUUUGAUAGGCAAUUGUACUAUGAGAUCUGUAUCAGAAAUUGAAAGAAUACUUGAUGCACUAUGUGCCAUAAAUUUUGUAGAAAGGUAAUCCUGUUUGUUUUUUUGUUUAAAUAACAUUUAAGAUUUGUAACUUAUGAUGUGUAUUUUUUAAUAUUAAUACUUGAAGCAUAAACUGUAUGUCAACUAUAAUUAGCAUUGGUAGGCCUACUGAAUUGAACACGGUGCUAUUUUGCUAUGUAAUAUCCAAAGAUGUUUUAUGAAUCAUGUAAGUACAGUAUUUAAUGUAGCGUGUAUAAAAACGAAUGAUUCUGAGCUAUGGACACUAACUAAUUGUAUCAACAUCGUAGGUCUUGUACUAUACUAACAGUGUAAAAUAAUAAAUAUUUUAUUAUUUUCAAAUAA
Esox lucius (northern pike) is the source of this 8474-nucleotide messenger RNA. RefSeq names its product A disintegrin and metalloproteinase with thrombospondin motifs 20. NCBI's taxonomy places the organism in Eukaryota, Metazoa, Chordata, Actinopteri, Esociformes, Esocidae. The coding region runs from base 283 to 5961 and encodes 1892 amino acids. The transcript is spliced from 38 exons. Gene Ontology annotation, biological process: extracellular matrix organization; proteolysis. Gene Ontology annotation, molecular function: metalloendopeptidase activity; zinc ion binding. Gene Ontology annotation, cellular component: extracellular matrix. The record is from RefSeq and is a predicted model, not a curated record.